GGACAUACCCAUGCGUUUAAAAAGGAACAGUGUAGAGAUCCUUAACCUACAUGAAAGAGUUAUUUAUUAGAUCUGAGUUAGCUACGUUAAUGUAAAUAUAGUACGUGUUCUUGAAGUCUAGUAAAGACAUGGUGGAUUAUUAUCACGUUCUGGGAGUACCGCGAAAUGCCUCCUCGGAAGAUAUAAAAAAGGCGUAUAGGAAGCUAGCCCUACAGUAUCACCCAGACAAGAAUCCAGAUAGUAAGGAGGAAGCGGAAAGGAAGUUCAAGGAGAUCGCAGAGGCCUACGAAGUUCUGUCUGACAGUUCAAGGCGAGACGCUUACGACCACGGCAGCAGCCAUGGAAACCGUAGCACAGGCUUCGGGGGCUCCUCCGCACAGAGGGAUUUCUGGGAUACGCCUUUCCGCAACCCGGACGACGUUUUUCGGGAUAUUUUCGGGGAUGACUUUGAUUUCGGUGGCAGGAUGAACGACAGGGCCUGGGGAAGUUCUUACAGCUCGCAGCCUGGGACAAGCUCCUUCUUUUCCUCCCCCUCCACCGGAGAUGACUUUGAUUUCGGUGGCGGGAGGAACAGCUGGACCUGGGGAAGUUCUUACAGCUCGCAGCCUGGGACAAGCUCCUUCUUUUCCUCCCCCUCCACCGGAGGAGCAAGCUUCUUCCAAUCAGCAAUGAGAGGACUGGCAAAUACUUUAUUUGGAGUUGGGAUGAGAUCCACCUCCGUCACCACCUGCACAAGAACCGUCAAUGGAAGAAGCAUAACCACCAAAACAGUGAAGGAAAAUGGCCAGGAGAGAACCGAGAUUGUGGAGGAUGGAGUCUUGAAGACCGUGCUGACCAAUGGCGAGGAGGACCCGGCGGCCCUCGACGUCGCGCGAGGACGGAGACCAGGCCAGGGCCCGGCGGUACGGCGGCAGCAGCAGCAGCAGCAGCACGACAACAGGAAGAGGAAGUUCAAGGACGGGCAGGACCCAGGGACCCCCGUGCGGCAGCAGGGGGCGGCAGCCGCCGAUUUGAACACAGGUCUGAGUAGAGGGGCAAACAAGUCUACGUGGCGUACAAAAGAAGCAUAAAAUCUUCUCCUUCCACACACCCCCCCCCCCCCCCAACACUGUGAAAUGAUCAACUUUUGAGUUGCUUCUGUUUGCCCCCCCACCCACGUCUGGCCCGUUUCUGUCAUGGCGCCUGGCUGACUUUGCCCGUGUCAGACCGGCUGGUGCCUAUCACAUCACUAUGACAUCACAUCACUAUGACGAUAAAGGAGAGCAAAGUUCAAGGGAAGGAGGGCUGCUUAGCAACCAAACAGAACGGGUAUUUUUUUUAUUUUCUGAAAUGAGAAUCUUGUGAAUGUCCAUUACGCCUUCUUCUUUAAAGUGAAUAUCAGUGAAAAGACCUUUCAAAAAAUUUGUGUUUGUGUUUAGACGUGUGUAAAGGUAGAACUUGUGCCUCGUGUCAGUGAAUUCAUUACUGACUCGUUGUGUGACAUCAGAAUUAAAAUGUUUACUUUCAAAAACCUGUGUGGCUGCUGUCGACUUACACCCGCAUGGCUCAGUCUGGUUCAGGUGUGACCAUAAGAGGAACACACACUGCUUAAUCUAAGUAGUACCUGUCCCUGCCGUUUCGCCCUCCUAUUCAUUCAUCGGCAUUCCAACAGAAUACUUUCCAACAGAACCUGCUUCAUUACAUUACAUUACAUUACAUUACAGGCAUUUGGCAGACGCCCUUAUCCAGAGCGACGUACAACAAAGUGUAUAACCAAAACCAGGAACAAGUGUGUUGAAAACCCUAGAGCGAAGUACUUCCCUCCCACACACUCUUUGAAUUCUGUUGUUUGCGUUUUGAUUCCUUUUCUCCCUGAUCUGUCUCUUUCUCUUUCACCCUCCCUGCAAUCUCAAGGUUUCAUUGACCGAUUCGCCCCCUGGAGGUAAAAAGAAGCCCGGCCUAUGGCUGCAGGCUUUCCUGCCUUUGCGUGUGCAUUGAUUCAAAGCUGUCCAAUCGGCUCCCUCGUCCUUGGACCUUUUGUCUCCUCGCUGCAUGCGAGAAAAAAAAAAAUACACAUGAAAAA
Anguilla anguilla (European eel) is the source of this 2062-nucleotide messenger RNA. RefSeq names its product dnaJ homolog subfamily B member 6-like. NCBI's taxonomy places the organism in Eukaryota, Metazoa, Chordata, Actinopteri, Anguilliformes, Anguillidae. The record is from RefSeq and is a predicted model, not a curated record. Gene Ontology annotation, molecular function: Hsp70 protein binding. Bases 129 to 1070 code for a protein of 313 amino acids. The transcript is spliced from 11 exons.